UCGACUUCAUCCGCACUCAUCGCAAUUCUACUCUUCUGUAUUAUGGCGCGAAAGCCUCCCUCACAACCCCAGCCAAGCCAGUCUCAGCGCCGGCGACAUCGACGAAGAGAUGAUGAUGAAGAAGAAGACAACAACGCGAGGGUGCAAAGUGACGCGGAGGAAGCAGCAGACGGAGUGGACGAGGACAUGGAAGUGGACGUCGCGCAAAACGAGCUGGAGAGAAAAGCAAACGAUCUCGUCCGUCUCGCGCUGUUCACGGAAAGCAAGCGGGUCCCGCUCAAGAGAGACGAAAUAUCAAAGAAAGUUCUCGGAUCCAACACGCGCUCAUUCAACCUCGUGCUUGCGCGCGCACAGGACAUCUUGCGCAAGACGUUCGGGAUGGAGCUUCAUGAGCUGCAGACGCGCGGUGCCAAGUUAGAGAAGGACAAGGACGCGAACAGCAAGGAGAGCGAGCUCCUGAAGAACACAGGCGUCAGGAAACGCGCCGCACCGAUCGGGACGAAGGCGUACAUCCUGCGGUCGGUGCUGGACCCUGCGAUUAUCGAGCGCGCAUGUGCACCAGACGCGGACAUCCUGGCGAUCGAGCGUGAGGAUAUGGCGAACAAUGAUGAGGUCUACACCGACGAGGAUGACGACGGGCCGUGCACGCGCUCGGUGGGGAGCAUCCUGGCCUGGGAGCGGUCCGACGAGCUGGGCUCGGUCGGCGUGUUGUACACCAUCCUCGCGUUGAUCUUGGUAGAUGGCCGUGUCAUGAGAGACAAUGACCUGCGAAGCCUGUUGAAACGCCUCAAUCUUGGCCACGGCGCCACGCUCCCGCUAAGCAGCCGCUCGACAAGCACAUCCCUCACGGUCGACGCCUACCUCGCGCAGCUCCUUCGGCAGGGCUACCUCGAACGACAACGCAUUGGCGAGACGAAGGGGGCUGGCAAGCGUGGGCGUGUGUCCGCGGCGGCGCCGGCGGGCGACGACGGCGCGAAUGCAGUCGAGUGGCGCUGGGGUCCGCGUGCGAUGAGCGAGGUGGGCGAGCGUGCCGUCGCCCGGUUCGUGGCGGAGUUUAUGGUGGACGGGCCGAAGGCGGAGAGUGAGGAUGAGAGCGCGGGGGAUGAUGCAGAGAGGAGAAAGAAGGUCGAGGUGGUGAUGAAGGGCGUCGAGAGGGCUGCGGGUGGUGAUCCGUUGCAGAAUCUGGUAUGAGUGAGCCG
Laetiporus sulphureus 93-53 is the source of this 1199-nucleotide messenger RNA. Its product is annotated as MAGE-domain-containing protein. Gene Ontology annotation, cellular component: nucleus. The coding region runs from base 43 to 1191 and encodes 382 amino acids. The record is from RefSeq and is a predicted model, not a curated record. The transcript has 5 exons. Lineage: Eukaryota; Fungi; Basidiomycota; Agaricomycetes; Polyporales; Laetiporaceae. Gene Ontology annotation, biological process: DNA repair.